Messenger RNA from Arachis ipaensis, 1630 nucleotides. Its product is annotated as aromatic aminotransferase ISS1. The record is from RefSeq and is a predicted model, not a curated record. Gene Ontology annotation, biological process: biosynthetic process; amino acid metabolic process. Lineage: Eukaryota; Viridiplantae; Streptophyta; Magnoliopsida; Fabales; Fabaceae. Gene Ontology annotation, molecular function: pyridoxal phosphate binding; transaminase activity.
UUGUGUAUUGAAUUCACUGUUUCACUGCGAAGCCCAAUUGGAAUUUAGAAGCUCUCUUUCUAGGCAAAGGAUUCGGUAAGAGAGAGAGAAAGAAUCAGUUGGGGUCUGUGUCCCUGAGAGAGAGGAGAGAGAGAUGGGUUCGAACAGAAAUCUAGCAACGAGGGCUUUGGAAACAGAUAUGCCGGUAAUGGUUCGGAUGCAGAAAUUGCUCCGAGGAGCUAAGAAUUGUGUGUCUUUGGCUCAGGGUGUGGUUUAUUGGAAACCACCGGAGGAAGCCUUGGAGAAGGUGCAAAAACUUGUAUUUGAACCUUCUAUUAGUCGUUACGGUGGCGAUGAUGGUCUUCCUGAACUUCGAGCGGCAUUAAUAAAAAAGUUGCGCGAUGAAAACAAUUUGCACAAGUCCUCGGUAAUGGUUACUGCAGGUGCCAAUCAGGCAUUUGUUAAUCUAGUUCUUACACUGUGUGAUGCGGGGGACUCGGUGGUUAUGUUUGCCCCUUACUACUUCAAUUCAUACAUGUCCUUCCAGAUGACGGGCGUUACCAAUAUACUAGUUGGUCCUGGUAAACCAGAAACACUUUAUCCUGAUGCAGAUUGGUUGGAAAGAAUUUUAUCAGAAACUAAACCUGUCCCAAAGCUUGUCACCGUUGUAAAUCCCGGCAAUCCAUCCGGUACCUAUAUUCCAGAGUCUCUUCUUAAGAGGAUUUCAGAUCUCUGCAAGACUGCUGGCUCUUGGCUUAUUGUUGACAACACAUAUGAGUACUUCAUGUAUGAUGGUCUGAAACACUCUUGUGUUGAGGGAAAUCACAUUGUUAAUGUUUUCUCUUUCUCAAAAGCUUAUGGGAUGAUGGGAUGGCGCGUCGGAUAUAUAGCAUAUCCAUCUGAAGUAGAAGGACUUGCUGAUCAACUUUUCAAAGUACAAGACAACAUUCCCAUCUGCGCUUCAAUAAUUUCGCAACACCUUGCCCUCCACUCCUUAGAAAUGGGACCCGAGUGGGUCACAGAACGCGUCAAGACUCUUGUUAAGAACAGAGAAAUAGUCCUAGAAGCUCUCUCCCCUCUUGGAGAGGGUUCUGUGAAGGGAGGAGAAGGUGCUAUUUACUUGUGGGCGAAGCUUCCUGAAGGACAUGGUUACGAUGACUUUGAAGUCGUUCGCUGGCUAGCUAAUAGACAUGGGGUCGCCGUGAUCCCUGGAAGUGCUUCCGGUUCGCCCGGUAAUCUUAGAAUCUCGUUUGGCGGCUUGAUAGAGAGCGAAUGCAAAGAAGCGGCCGGAAGGUUGAAGAGAGGGUUGGAAGAAUUGGUUAAGCAUGGUUUGGUGAAGGAGCAAGAGUGAAACUUGUAGCAAAUCUCUAUACAAAAAGAAAAGAAAGAAAGAAAAUGUAUACUAAAGGAGAAAACAGAAGAAAGAAAGAAGAAAGGUCCAUUUUGCAAGUGGAACAAAAAGCUUGCAAUUGCUGCAAUUUGAAUAAGAAGGUUGUAGCCUUGUAGGUUUGCAAGGUUUUUAAAUUUAAUAUUUGUAUUGAUUUUGAUUUUAAAAAACAGUGAUUCAGUUCAACAUAGAUAUGCAGAUGCAAUGCACUUGUUUUUGUACUCAUUGAAUUCUGUUACAUACAUUCAAAUGUCUAAUUGCUCA